AUCGCCUCUCUCCGGCGCCCAUCCGGCCAAUGGCUCGGCCAGACCCAAGCCGCUGGCCAAUCGGAGCGUGGCAAUUACCAUACCUCGGCACAAGGAGCCAAUCGGAGAGCAGGCACGCUCAAGGUCGCUGGGCUUGGGAAUAUCCGGAGCGGCGGCUGGGCUGCAGCCCCACAAAGCCGGAGGGACGCGGAGGAAGCAUCGCCCGGACCAUGGACGCCCAGAAGCACGUGGCCAACUUCGGCGCGGGACCCGCGAAGCUGCCGCUGGCGGUACGUGCUCCGCGGGGGCUCAAUCCUGCAGGCAAGAUGCGCGCGGGGGGAGGAUUUGCACUGCGCAGCCCGAUCCUAUGCAUGUGCCUUCGGAAGCCCGGGUCGCCGUGGCUGCAGUCCUGUAUUCACGUAACCAUGGCAGCUGGCCAGGCUUGCUUCCGAGUAGGCUUGCGCUGUAAGUUGGAAGUAAACCCCGCUCAACUUAAGGCUGCCCUUCCGAUAACGCGUUGGGGGUGCGCGCUUUUUGGUGCCCUCGGAACGGGGGUAGGAGCUGCGGAUCGUUGAUCAGGGAAGAGACUCCCCGAAUCAGCAUUCCACAAUGCCAAGAGAUAUUGCAAAAGGGGCGUGCUUGUGUUCCCGUCCUCUCUACGCGGUUAUGUGAAAAGAUCAACAGCUAUUACACUGUGGAAGCGAUAUCUCCAAGGGGCAACUUGCAAGUGUUUGCUUUAGGUACAGAGGACAUUCCCGCAUUCUCCCGUCGGAGAGCUGCCUCGAGACGGGUGUUAGCAAGUUGUAACAAAGGAGGGAUUUUGCAUUCGUGGUUAAAGUGGAGCAGAGGGUGAGAAAGGCUGGGGCUUUAAAAAAGUGCUGUACUGGAUUCUUGUCAAGUACGCUAAUUAGCUGGCAAGUUCGCACUAGCUCGCCUCUUCAUAUCUUCGUUUAUCUUCUUGCUGUGCUGGCGUCUUCUAUGCUGGCAGUGAACUAAAGAGCAAUUGUUAACGCCUUGCUCUUUCAGGUACAGUAGUAAAGGGGGGGGGAUGUAUUUUUCAAGGCUGUCCCAGAACAUCUGGCAAUUCCUCCUCCUCUUUUUAACUCCCAAAGCCUUGUAUUGGAAGAGUGGAAAGCGCGUUUUGUCUCUGACUCCCACUCUCUUUAAAAGGACAUAUGUCUGUUUUAAAAUGUCGAACCUAUGCUCCCAGAUCUAUUAUUGGUUACCCAUUUUAACUUCCUAUCGCUCCUAAACAAAUGCUUUGCAUGGCUUUUAUUACAGGAUAACGUUUUGUUGAGUUGUAACACAAGGGCCAUUUCAGGGCUUUUCAGAACAGUACACAUUCUCUUUCUGUGGAGGUGUGUCCCAGCAGCUGUGGAAAAACUACCUAAAUUCCCCCCUUCUUUUCUCCAACAGCUGUGAAAAGGAAUAUAGUUUGCUUGGUUUUUUCCAGUUGAAAAAGCUACUAAUAUCAGAGCUCAUGGAAUAAAAAUGCUUACCCCUUUUGUUUGUGCAUGGGGCUGGAAUUAAAAGAACCCUUUGUUUACCACUGCUGAAUAAAUGCUUUGUGAACAUGUAGGACAGAAAAACAUUUGCAGAUAUCCUAGUUUAAUGUCAGGCAACUGGAGAAAUAGAUUUUAUACAACAUAUGAUAGUAAUAAGCUGACUGUAAACUCAUCUGCUCAGAAAGUUACAUCAGCAUCUGUCUUGAUCCAAUCACAUAUGUUUGGCUCCUUCAGAUAUAAAUUAUUUUUCCAGCUUUACAUAAGAAUUGCAUUCCUAAGCGCUUUAGUUAGUUUAAAGCACUCUUGUGCAUUGUUCUCUUUUGGACCUGGGAAGCUGCAUGGACAUAGCCGGGGGGGGGGGGCGGGCAGCUGCCAUGUCCUAAUCAAGUAAAUCAAUAAAAAUAUUUAACUGAGGUUUUCCCCCCAAAAAACAUAAAUCCUGGCUACACCAAUGGGAAGCUGUGAAGUUGAUGCUACUUUCUAAAAGACUGCUUUAGAAGUCUGCAGCAAACAUUUUCAUUUGAAUUAAUCUUGAUACAUAAUAUUCUGAUAGGGAUGUGAACCUUGUGGUCCUCCAGAUGUUGUGUGAUUCCAACCCUCAUAAGCCCUAGCCUAUAGGGCCAUGGAAGAUGGAAGCUGUAGUCGAACAACAAUUAGAGAACCAGAUUGCCCAUCCCUAAUAACAUGAGUUUGAUGCCGUUUCUAAUCAAACGAUUGUGCAUUAGUGUCUUAUUGUUGUGCUGAAUCUGAUUAAUCAGCUAGAAAGGAGCUUUGAUGUUCCAUAGAACUUGUACCUAAACACAUGUAUAUCAAUGGAUAUUGAAAAAAGCCUUUAUUUUUCAGUGGUUUACUGGGAAAAAAUGGUGCCCAGUGUUAGUAAUGCCAGAUCUGAUCUGUCCAAAAUGCUGUGCAUGAAAAUGAUAAAUUAGGUCAUUUAUUCCAGCAGUCUUUCACAUCGGUGCAAAGAGAGAAUGCCUCAGGAUGCGAGGUGUUUUGUUAAUAACUCAUUCCCAGUGUAGGACAGUGUACCUGAAACACUGAACAACCUUUGAUUGGCUGCUAAAACUUUAGCCAUAUUGAAAUAACCAUGGGCGACACUACACAUAAUCCGAUCCUGUUGAAUCCGUCUUUUUUUUAAGUCUUUAUAAGAAUUCCUUUUUAUAAGAAAUAUACAAGCUCAGAAAGCAUAGCUCAAAAGUAGAAGGUGCAUGCCUAGUGUGCAGAAAGUCUCUGGAUGUGUCUUUGGUAUCUCCAGUUCUACAAUAGCAAAAGGAAAAAGAAACAAAAAAGGAUUAGGUGAUAGAAAACAACCUGGUAUAAUUAUGUCUGCCCAUGCUUGGAUAACACAUACACUUACAAAUGAUUCUAUAUAGUAACUAGGAUUUGUGAGAUUUGACAUUGAAAUGUCCACAAUGAUCUCGAAUUGAUUUCUUUUGUAGGUAUUGUUAGAAGCCCAGAAAGAGUUGGUGAAUUACAAUGGACUUGGCAUUAGUGUUCUUGGUAAGGCAUUCUUACUUAUUCUUGAUGUCUUUUUAGCAUUUGGAGCUUUUAACUGUAUUUUUUAAUGAACACAACAAGGAAGAGCUACACAUUUAAAUGUAGGCAUUCCCAGUUUGAGAAUUAUCCUUUCUGAAAUAUCUCUCCAACUUUUAUCCCACCCUUGCACCAAUGAGCUCUGGAAAGCAGAUGUCUGAAGGGGCCAGGGGUGUUCAUUUUCUUCUCAAGAUUGCACAAUGUAGAAGGUUAAGCUUGAGAAACUGCAGUUGGCUCAGAGUCACCCAAUGAACUUCGUAGCUGAGCAGGACUUUAAACUUUGGUCUUCCUGAUCCACCUGCAACACUCCAGCUAUGGCUCUGCAACACCAGCUCUUGCUAUUUCCCUUUCACUUUCCAGUGAAGUGAACUGAGGAUCCAGCUACCUCUGCAGUUUCUACCCCCUAUGGUACUGAAACAAAAGCUGUCACCCUGGUCUAGCAGUUUCCUCAAGGGUGUAGGAGCUCUGAUGUACGUAGCUGUGCUGCCUGAAAAGAGUUCUCCAUUCAUUGCAGUGGAGGAAGCAGACAUUUGCACACAGUUCCUGUACCCACUGACCUUCUAUCUCCAGUGAAUAAAUGCGAAUUAAAAGAUGGCAGUUUUAUAAAGCCAAAUUUAUUUUAGUGAUACGGUUUGUAUUGUGUCAUUUCUGAUAUAUUUAUUUUGUUGCAGAAAUGAGCCACAGAUCAUCUGAUUUUUCAAAAAUUGUCAAAGCAGCUGAAAAGUCCUUGCGUGAACUCUUGUAAGUGAUCAUUUUUAUUCACAUUCUAAAAAGCCUUUAAUCUGAAGACAUAGUAACUGUAGUACAGUUCCCACUCCAUGUGUAUUUCUUUACAGUAAGUUCAUCAAAGUGUCUGUUUUAUUGAUAUGGACACAAGACCAAACACUUUGUGCUCCUGUUCUUAGAAUGAUUUGUUCUUAAAAGGUUGCCAGCAGGUUCGGUUAUUGCUUCUAAUAUUGUAUUGGCAAGUGCAAAAUACAUGUAAUACUUGCAACUGUAGCACAGAACCAUGGGUUAGAUGCAGAUAUGGAAUAUUUGCUCAAGUUUGCUCUGAAGAAGUCAAGAGUAGGCCUUCCUUUGUGGUGUUUUGCCAACGGCUGUCCAUGCUUGAAGACUGGAGCAUGUGAAGUGUCCGAGAUCCACAGGGCAGCCUAGAAUUCUGCCUAGUAUAUCUGGGAGCGGGCUUCAAGCGAUGCUUCACAGACUCCAAACAAGAAAUGUGCAAAGAGAUUAGGUACUUUUUUGCAUGUAUCUGAACUGGCUAUAAAUGUUGACUUCCGCAGUUCAUUCUGGAACAGCAUUCCUCCCUCUGCUAAAAUCUCUGUAAUAUUCCUCCCUCUGCUAAAAUUUGUUCAGCAGCACCAAGCACACGCCUAGUUGAUUAUCUGUAAUUUGCAUUGUCAUCAGUCAUCCAACCACAGCACAAGGCUUUCUUCUUCAUGUUGUAUUAAUCUGAUUGGUCCAGUAGCAGCAUUUAUAGAGCUUCUGGAACUUAACAACUUAGAAGCAUUUUUCUUAUUUUCUUUGGAAGCUGAAAUAUGUAGACUGUUAUAUCUAAUGCUUAUUAGUCUGACAGAGGGUUAUACUGAAAUACUGUGUAUCUGUUGAAAUACUGGAUAGUAACUGUUUACAAAUAAUGUAAAACAUCAUUUUAACAAAAAAGUUUCAUUGAUCUAUAACUGAUAUUUUCACCGGGGGUCUAAUUUGGAGAACAACAACUGUCAAAUAUUUUGAAUCCUGAACUGAUAGUAUUGUUUCAUUUUCCUGAUACUUCUUCGCACAGAAAAAUACCAGACAACUACAAAGUGAUUUUUCUCCAAGGAGGUGGAUCUGGACAAUUCAGUGGUGUCCCACUUAAUCUUAUUGGGCUAAAAGAAGCCAGGUGUGCUGAUUAUGUGGUUACAGGAGCUUGGUCAGCAAAAGCAGCCAAGGAAGCAGAGAAAUAUGCCAAAGUAAACCUUGUUCAUCCUAAACUCUCUAGUUAUACAAGUAAGUAAACUUGCAAACUUCAACGUUUGUGGAAGCUAAACUGUUGUAUGUGCAUUUUCUUUCCUGCUUGCUGUUUCUGUUAUUUAUAAAAACAAACUGUGAGUGUAAUAUUUACUACAAUCCUAAAGAGAAAUGGGUCCCAAAGUAUGAAAACUGGUUAUCUCAUUACCGAAAUGCAGCUAUUCUUAUGAUUUGGCCUGGAUAAGAAGCUUUUGCUGCUGCUUCCUAGCCCUUGACCUUGACCAUCUUUCUUAAUGGUCUUUUCAAAAACUGCCAAAUUUGCACUGUUGGUACCUUCAUGCAAAACUAACCGCCUCUGCACAUUGCUUUUAGGAGAGGCUAAAUCUGGCUAUUACACUCCCAUCUUGGCCUCCCCCCCCCUUCUGUGGGCACAUUACAUCAAAGUUAUUGGACCAUGUAUGGGUAAAAUUGUGCGUGGGAGAAAAAAGAAAACAAAAGUUUAGGAGCAUGGGAAAAUCAGUAGAGUGAGAGUGAGGAUCAAAGCAGAAAUGCAGUUUGACAAGAGUGCUGGCCUGGAAGUACCCAUGAUGAAAAAGAAUAGGGCAACUUGCUGUAUCUAUGAAACACAUCUUGAUCUACCCAUUCAACCAAAUGCAUGAUGAUAUUGUGUGUCUGCUGUGCAGUGCAUAAAUUAGGGUUCUGUCCCCGCUUUCAGAACAGCUUAUGAGACUGUGCAAACAUUAGGUAAAGGAAAGAGACCCCUGGACUGUUAUGUCCAGUCAAAGGCGACUAUGGGGUGUGGCGCUCAUUUUGCUUGUGAGAAUGAUGGGGAGGGUUUUUUUCAGUAAGCAGUGCAAGUAAAUGCGUGUCUACUUGCAAGCAAGCCCUACUGAAUUCAGUGGGGCUUACUCCCAGGAAAGUAGAAGUUAGCUUAGUUGAACUCAAUGGGGCUUCUGCAUGCACAUAUUCCACUUAGACCUCUGAGUGGGGAAGCAGAUGCAACUUGACUAGUAAAUCACUUAAAAUACUCUUAAAUUAGGGAUGCAGGUGAGCCUAGGGCUUGCUGAACGGAAGGUUGGUGGUUCGAAUCCCCACAACGGGGUGAGCUCCCGUUGCUUGGUCCCAGCUCCUGCCAACCUAGCAGUUCCAAAGCAUGUCAAAGUGCAAGUAUAGUCAUACCCCGGGUUACAGACGCUUCAGGUUGUGUUUUUUUGGGUUACAGACCCGCCGAAACCCGGAUGUACCAGAACAGGUUACUUCUGGGUUUCGGCGGUCGCGUAUGUGCAGAAGUGCCUAAUCGCAACCCACGCAUGCGCAGACACGGCGCUGCGGGUUUCGAAUGCUGCGGGUUACAAACGUGCCUCCUGCACGGAUCGCGUCUGCAACCUGCGUGUCUACUGUAGAUAAAUAGGUACCACUCCUGCGGGAAGGUAAACGGUGUGCGCUGCUCUGGUUUUGCCAGAAGCUACUUAGUCAUGCUGGCCACAUGACCCGGAAAAACUGCCUGCAGACAAAUGUCGGCUCCCUUGGCCAGUAAAGCGAGAUGAGCGCCGCAACCCCAGAGUCAUUCACAACUGGACUUAACUGUCAGGGAUCCUUUACCUUUUUUUUUAAAAAAAACACCUCUUAAAUUAGUUGAAAAUAUGUUAAAUAUAUUAUAUGGAAGUUUAUUUAAUAUUUUUAUUAGAUUUACUACUUCCUUAAAUAUUAAGGCCCUCCACCGCCACAGGGAGCCUUGUCAAGGUCCUCUGCUGCUGCAGUGAAGUGUGGCACACCCUCUGCCACCAUGGGGAGGUAGUAUGGGACCUUCUGCUGCGGGGGAGUGUAUCGCACCCUCUGCCACUGUGGAGAGGUACGGCGAACCCUCUCCCACCAUGGGGAGGCCUGGCAAGGCCCUCUGCUGCUGUGGGGAAGUGUGGCACACCCUCCACCACUGCAGGGAGGUUGAAAACCAGAUAUCGCCCAGCCCUAGUGCCUGGUUGGGGAAGCCUGAAUCUAAAGCACGACUGGUUAACCUGUGGCCUUCCAGCUGUUGUUGAACUACAAUUCUUACCAUUCAGAACCAUUUGUUGUGCUGUCUGGGGCUGAUGGGAAAUGUAGUUCUUGAUACAUGUGUAGCUUAUGCAUGUCACCAUGGGGAAAAUGUCUGUAGCAGCAACUUCUACACAGCCAUUUGCAAAUGCUGUGUUGGUGUUUGGGUGUGUGAGUAGCCUGUUAAGUUCACAAAAUACAUUGGCAUCAAUGAAGAUUAGCAUGCAUCAUGUAGAUCAGGGUGGACAACUUAUGGCUUACUAGAUUUGCUGGAUCCCAACUCCUAUUAGCCUCAGCCAGCAUACCAAUGGUCAGGGAUGAUGGAAAUCAUAGUCUAGCAGCGUCCGAAGGGCCACAGGUGCCUCACCUAACAACCUUAUUAUGCUACAAAAGAUUACAUUCUGGCUUGAAUGUUGAAAUGAUUUUGAAUGGUGGUCUGUUUUUAGCAUCUUGAAAGGACCUGGUAUCCUGUUUGUUUAACACACUCUACUACUUCCAUGAUGAGAAAGUGUGGUGGGUGUUUUUUUGAAAUGCCCAUUUCUCUUUUGUAGCCAUUCCAAUAAUGAAUUAACUUUGCUGGCAAAGCAAUAGAAAUUUGUUGAACCAGAGUUGCUUUCAAAAUUCAAUAUUUAAGGGAAAGUUGUAUCUCAUCGGACUUCUGAAUCUGCUGGCUGGGAAAUAGUUCCAUUGUUUGUCUCUCUCUUGUCUUACCUGCUUCAGAAAUUCCUGAUCCAAGCACUUGGAACCUUAACCCCGAUGCCUCUUAUGUCUACUAUUGUGCAAAUGAGACGGUUCAUGGAGUGGAGUUUGACUUUGUCCCUGAUGUUGGGAAGACAGUUUUAGUGUGUGAUAUGUCAUCCAAUUUCCUCUCCAGGCCGGUGGAUGUGUCUAAGGUAAAGUUCCAAAAGGGCAGUUUGUUCCUUUGCACAGAGUAACCUAAUAUCUCAAACUUGGUUUGCUCAAGCUGAUUCGUGUAAUGCUUUCACUCACUUGUUCAAUGAGCAUGACUAAAUUUGAUCCAUUAAUUUCAGUAGGUCUGCACUGAGUAAAACAUAUUUAGGAUCUCAUUGCAAGGUAUCACCUGAGAAGGACCUCCUGAGCGUAUUUCACUUUCAGUAUAUGCAUUGUUAAGUGAUUUAGCACGCUAAUGUUUCACAGCAGUGAUCUUUUCCUUUAUUUGUGUGUAUAGGAACAUUCACCAGUAUGUGUUCUGCUUAUACAGUCAUACCUCGGAAGUCAAACAGAAUCCGUUCAGGAAGUCCGUUAAACUUCUGAAAUGUUUGACUUCCAAAGCGCAGCUUACGAUUGGCUGCAGCAGCUUCCUGCAGCUAAUUGGAAACUGCGGAAGCCCCAUCAGACGUUCGGCUUCCAAAACCGGAACAGUCACUCCCAGGUUUCAGUCAUUUGGGAGCCAAAAUGUUCGACUCCCAAGGCGUUUGGGAGCCGAGGUAUGACUGUAAUGUACAAAUGAGUACAUGGAUUUAAUAUCCAUUUCCCCUUUCUUUUCUCCUCCCCACUUCCGAUGUCAAGUUUGGUGUAAUCUUUGCUGGUGCCCAGAAGAAUGCAGGCUGUGCUGGAGUUACAGUGGUUAUAGUACGUGAGGAUUUGAUUGGCUUUGCACUCAAAGAGUGCCCGACAGUCUUGGACUACAAAGUGCAAGUGGAGAACAGCUCUCUAUACAACACUCCUCCGUGCUUCAGGUAAUUUUGCCACAGUACAAUAUCCUUCAUUUUGCUAAUUACUCGGAAGUUUACUAUGCAGAGCAGAGGUUAGGAAUGUCCAGUCUGCGGGCUAAAUUAGGCCCACCAGGCCUCUCCAUUUGGCCCCCAAGGCCAUUUUGGCAAAGCCGUGCCCACCUGCCCUAUACUAGAUAAAGACAUGACUGGGCCAAGUGGAAGUUUGCAGACAUCUGCAAAUGGUGCGCAGUGCUUUGCAAACUCUGACAGUCAGCUGAUGAUUGCAUAGCGCCAUGCAUGGCGUUUUGCAAACCACAGUGAUCAGCUGAUUGCUGCUGAUUUGGUGUACAGUGCUAUGCAAAAACAGGUUAUCUAAUGUCAUUGUGAUGUCAGACUAUUGGACAGGUGGCUGUCCGAACCCACUGGAUAAGGGGGAUAAGGUUCCGCCCCAAGCUAUUCCAGAAAAUAAAGCUAUUCCAGAAAAUAAAUGUUAGUUGGUUAUGUCUCAGUGACAUAACCAAAUUUUCCCAGUGAAAUAAAAUGUCAGGGUGGUAUAAAUUUUAGCAGAGUUCCUGCUUUUCCUGAAUUGGUCCUCAGUAGGACUGACUACAGACUUGAAGAUACCCUUGACAUAAUGCUUUCUUUGGACUUCGUAUUCUGCUGGCAGAUAGGCUUACAUAGCAGUACUGGCUAAUUCAUUGUUGUGUCCUGGAUGUAGUGUCACAUUGUGGCCCUGUGCGAAAACUGCAAAGAUGGUCAUGGCAGUGCCAGGUCUGCUUCUGAUCAUGGUCUGAAUUGAGCGGAGAAAUUCUCUGCCCAUAGUUUCAGUCCUUUCCACUGCCUACGUGCAUCUCUUGACUUACCUGUUUCAAGCUGAACUGGCUCAGGUGAUUAUUUCCCCAGACCAAAAUCCCAACCAACAACCAUGCCUUUUCCAUUUUAAUUGUCAUCUAGGCAUCAUGGUUACUAAAUGGAAUUUAAUUAGCAGUUCUGGAUGCAAACAAGGCAAAACUGAUUAAAGGGUUACUCUGUGUGUUUCUGAAUUGCUGACAGCAGUGAAGUUGUGCUUUUGUUAGUAGGGUAAUUAGGAGUUAAUAGUUACUCAAGAGGUGAGUGAGUGUAUGUGUGACUACUGAACCAAAUACUCUUCAGAUCUACUGUGUGAGCACAUGAAUUAUGUGAAUGGAAAAUUUUAGUUAUGCAAGCAGUUCCUACAACUUCUUUCUGUAAUGGGUUAGGAGUGUAAAACAGGCAUUUCAUUUUUUUCAGGCAUUUAAAUCCCCGUUUCUAAAGGUCUGUUUCAACUUCAUAGGAUGUACUGAUGGAAAAAUGUUAUGAAUGUUACCUUGCAAGGUGGAGAAAAACCAUAUCAGAUGCAGGAGUUCAAACAGAUCUCUUAGUAUUUAGUUGUGCGGCAUGUGUCUACCACGUACAAUAGGCUGGUGCCCCCCCAACCCUUUUCCAUCACUAGAAGUCUCAUAAAGAUUUUAUUCACACAUGCCAAAAGUUACUUAUUCGAUAGUGAGUGUUGGCAGUGUUCUGGAAUGUAUGGAGUAUUUUAACUUUAUUUAUUUCAAAUAAUUUUAUAUUGCCCUUUAACUAAACAUUUUCAGGGGGGUUUACAACCCCAUCAGAAAAGCACCAUUUCCUUCUCCCUGACAAGCCCAACACAAACACUGCAAGGAUUUUAAAAUUUGGAAAUAUGGCUAUGCCACAUAACAUGAUUGGUUGUUUCUAUCUGGCUAAAUAGAAAAACCAAGAAAAGCUUCUCUGCGAAGACAAAAUGGGGUGUGGUGGAAGGGAAGAACACAUCAUUAUUGAUAAAGUACCCUAUUUGACCAGUGGUGAGUUUUGCAUCUAUUGGUCAUAUUUGGUGCCUAGUUUUAGUCCCUCCCCAUUACAUUAUUCUAGUAUCCUGAGUAUGGAGUGAAAGGUUUACAUGCAUGGAAAAUUAUUUCAAUUAAGAAAAACUGAAUUCUCCUUGAAGCCAUAACUGCUAAAUUAUCAGUAGCUUGCAUAAUAAUUGUAUACUGUAGUAGGGACAUAAAACUCAGGGCAGACAAUUGCAAACUUUUAAACUUCAUUUUUUCUUAUAUAUUUGUAAACUAGUUACCCAUUUUUUAUAACAUUCCAUAUUUACAGUGCUGUAAAAUUUGUAACCUGCAAGUUGGCUGGAUGUUGCUGCCUCAUGUUUGCUUCUUGAAAACACCAUGUGUCUUGCAAGAGAUUGACCAAACUCUCUUUCCUUUUUUCGGUAAUUCUGACUGUUUCUCUUUCUUCUCUGUGCAGCCGUUAGUUGGCUGGGGACCUGACCUGAAUGUCCAUGAGCUGCUGUAGUGAAGCACUGAAUUAAAUUAUUCCAAUGCGGAUCGUUUUAACCUCUUGCCAAAAGGAGUCUUGGCUUCCUGACAUUAAUCUGCUGCAUGAAGAUUAACAGUGCUUUCCCCCCCCCGGGGAGAAAUCGCAUUUCCUAGCUACAAGGAUUUCCUUGAUAUUCAAAUCUAUGACUAAACCUGCUUUGGGGGUGGCAUGGAAGCUUGCUAUGUGGCUUUUAAAGUGGGUCAGUCUAUUACGCCCCCUGCCCCCACUUAUUUAGUGAGUGUCUUUUUGUGGAUCAUAAAGGCUUAUGUGAAAUCCAGUACAGGAUAUAAUGAACCGGUACCAAACUAGCUCAUACAGGAAUUUUCUGAGUGUGGGACACUUUUGCAACAGGUGUGCAAAUAUAGAGAGAAAGAGUGAUGUGGAAAUGGAACAAAAUAGCUAAGGAGCAGGAAUGUUUUAUAUUUUAGGCUUAUUGCCUGCCAAAGACUUGUGCUGGUUUGUGUUGUGGCAUCAAAGUCUGUCCUUUUGUCUGGAAGGUGGAUUAAAGCCCCCAUACCAGCUUCAACACAAUUCACUCUCCACAUUGGAACACUGAUUUCUGGGCGUUCUCUGCUUCCUUAAUGCUCAUGGCUUUUGUGUAAUGUCCUGGAAAUGGGGCAUGUAUCUGAGUGACAAUACAGAUUUGUGUGAUUCUGGGACCAAUUCCAGGCACUGGCAUAAUGCAGCUUUACAAAUAAAAGGCCCACGAUCCUGCUUCCAAAGUAGUGACCAACCAGAAGGUCUCUGGAGAAGGCAGGCAGCUUAGAAGGACACUCCUGCGUGCCAACUGAGUAGGGUGAAUGAUGCUUUUCUGCACAUGGGACAGUAAAAGAUCAGAUGACUUGGGUGAGCACUGAGAGAUACAGUUGGCUCAGGCUAUUUGUUUACAAUAAACACUGUUGAUUUAGCAAUAAUUCAGCUUAGUUCAGUAGGAGCAACUUCCUAGUUAGCUGAGAAUCUGAGUUGGGAAUCUCUGCCUUGAAUUCACAAGGUAGUCUUGGGUCAACAUUUUAUCCCUCAGCUCCCCACCUGUAAUAUGGAGAUGAUGCUAUUCAUCUUCCUUGCAUUCAAAAUGGCAAUCCUUACAAACAACACUGUAAUGUACUUUUAACAGUCUUGAGCACUAUUUGAAUGCUUAAUAUUUAUAGUAGUUAUAGUAAGUAUGUCUAGGAUUAUGGCUAUUAGCUUUUUACAAGCAGUUUAGUAUGCAAAGUGACAUCCAUGGGAAAUACCUGUGAUCAAGCAGAAUUCUCUCUUUGUAGCUAAAAUCACGGACAAUGCUUUGCAUUCUGAUUUUCAUUCAGUAGCUGUCUUUGGAAAAGUUUGUCAAUGGUUACAUGAAAGCAGCAGGACAGUAUUGUUCUUACUGGCUGUUGCAAAAAAGAACAGCUCAAGGUGUAAAGGUUUAAGUUAUUUUAAAUAGGAAAUAGGUUUGAUGAAAAUGUUAAUGCUGUCAUAUCAACAGGAGGCCAAUGCCAGCAAUAUCUUUCGCAAGUUUGAAUGGCUUCUCUGCCACUUGAGCCAAGAUCCUUUAAUUUGACCAGUAUUUCACAACUGGAUCUCUUGUUGGUUAGACCAUAAUUUCAGCAGUCAUGACAGGGCCUAUACAGAUGAAGAAACAAUGGGAAUUUUCAAUUUUGCCCUAGCAUUAUAUCUGCAACCUCCAAUUGUCUCUACGGUAUUGUGUUUCCAGAGCACUGUUAACCAGCAGCUAGAUUCUAACUAGAAUACAAAGUAUUAUAUAGGAAGUUCUCUUGCUUUGGCUGACAGGUUUCACUUGCCGUAAAAUGAUGCUUUGCCUUUUUGCAUGUGAUUUGGCUUGCUUGCUUGCGCCAUUUGAAACCGGAUGCCUGCUGACACCUUGGCAUGACACACGCCUGGUCUUCAUGGGGCAUACCAAUUUAGAUUAGGUACUGGGUGCAUUUGUGAGAUUAUGCAUUGGGGACAGAUGACUCUGUCUCUUCCCUGUCCCCCAACACACUCUCUUAUUGGUUUUACUUCUCUUCUAUACCAUGUAAGCAACCCUUGCUGUUUUUGUUAUUGAGACAUGAACAUAGCAUUGCAAAUAAUUGGUGCCUCUUCUCUUUUUGAUUCCAGUAUCUAUAUCACAGGCUUGGUCCUGGAUUGGGUAAGAAACAAUGGCGGAGCUGCAGCUAUGGAUAAGCUUAGCCAAAUGAAGUCACAGAUGAUUUAUGAUAUUAUUGAUGGAUCCAGUGGAUUUUACGUGUAAGUUGUCCUGACUUUUACCAUUGUUACUGUACAUUACUAUCUCAGAGGACUUCGUCUAUAUAGGACUUUAGCAAAUCUUCCACACAAGCACAUGCGGAAAACUAGCGUUUCAGUGAAAAAUCUUGUAGCCUUGCUUUCUCCCAGGAGCGGCAGCUUCUGGGUGUGUGUGUGCAUAUUGCGAGAGGACUAUGCCAGGCUAGAAAUCACAUGCUUUGAUGGUACGUUAUCUGUAAUGUUCUAGUUAUAGGUAAGUAGCCGUGCUGUUGAAACAAAAUAAAAAAAAUUCCUUCCAGUAGCACCUUGGAGACCAGCUAACUUUGUUAUUGGUAUGAGUUUUCGUGUGCAUCUGAAGAAGUGUGCAUGCACACACAAAAGCUCAUACCAAUAACAAACUUAGUUGGUCUCCAAGGUGCUACUGGAAGGAUUUUUUUUUAUUUUAUCUGUAAUGUGUUUACCUUCAUCCUACCCAUUUCAUAACUUCUAGCUUGUUAGUUCCAUUUAAGUGAGAUUAUAGCCAGGAGAAACUUAUUUUCCCCCAUGGCAGCUAAUACAAUUUUGGCUUUAGCCGGCGAGCUGUUUAGGAAUUCACAACAAAAAUUGUGGCCAUUAUGAUGAUGCAAUUGAGCUGUAUGCAUCUUAUCAGUAUGUAUGUACUGCUGUAUUUUGUGCCAUGCUUUUUGACUGGAGGCUGUUUACCUGUGAAAUGCCACCUAAGCAACGAAGUGCCUUACUGGACAGAGCAAAAUGUGAACAGCUUUUCAGUGCGCCAAGAAUCUGAUUUCAUCAUGCAAACUUGCUACAGUCUGUUUGCAUUGCGUGUCUCUGCUGUAUGCUGGUGUGAAACAGUGAAAUUGUUUUUUAAAUGUACAGUGCCUGCUUAUUGACUCCUUUCAACCCCAACCAGAAGUGGCCUAAAUUAUUUAAUACCCAUUCUCCUUUUCAAGUGUGAAUGGAUAGCAGUGCUUUGUUAUCAAAUUGUGGCAAUUGGUUUUUAUGCAUGUAGAUGGCUUAGAAGCCUAUUUGGGCAUUCAGUGAUAUAUAAACUAAAUAAUAAUAAUAACAAUAUCACAUGGGCUUCAGAGUUCUUGUGGUUGAGAUUGUGCUGAAUCAGUUGAGCCAACUGCAGGGUUGCAUGUGGCUUCUUGGUAAUUGUAGCUGCAAAUCUCUUGUUGAAUUUCUUCUGGAUUUGAUGAGAAUUAGGUGGAAGACAAGUGUAAUAUAAAAUGAUUUGCAGCACGUUCUCCUUCCAGUCAAGCAAAAGAGUCCUUCAGCCUUGCCUCUUGCCACUCUCUCCCCUGUGCGGUGCUGCUGCCUUUUUGUACAUCUGGGAAAAACAAAAGCUUCAUUGGCUUUCCCCAGCUAGAGGAGCCUGUAGUGGAAAAGUACAUUUCUUGUGCUUAAAAAAAUGUUUAUUUCAUAAAAUUUUAUAUACCACUUGUUUGUAGAAAACAGCAAAGCAGUUUAAUUUUGAAAGGCAACCUGCCAGCUCCAUGUAUUAUUUCCCCUUGGUGCUUAUUUAAAAGUUGUUCAGACACAAACAUACUCACACAUGAUUCAAGCAUCUUUGGCAGGUGUGUUGAAGAUCUUCACACAUGGGGACACAUAGUCUUCUCACAUGCCAAAUGAACACCUGCCAAGUGUCCAGGAGGAGGGGCAUGGCUGUUGCCCACGAUGGGGCGUGGCUAGCCUUUGCAGACGCCUCCAUGCAUUCUUUCAGCAUAAAGCGAUGAGGUCAUCUGACACUUCCCCAUGUAAUUUCCGUGUAAUUAUAUUUCAGGUAGCCCUUUAGAGUUUGCAAGCAGAACUGAUUUCUGUGGCUGACAAAAGAUUAUGUCACUUAGAAACAUAGGAUGGUAGUCAAUUAAGUUUUACUCCGAGUAGACGUCCAAAAAUGAAUGAACACGGCUAUGUUAGGCCCAUUAAUUUCAAUAGGUCUGUUCUGAGUAAAACUUAGUGGAAUACCACCUACAAUUUAGUUCAUUAAUAUGUACUCAUUUGAUAACAAGCCAAAAUAUGGCUGUAAUCAUAUUUAUGUGAAAUUUUCAGGUGUCCUGUGGAGAAGAAGAGCAGGAGCAGAAUGAAUGUUCCUUUCCGGAUUGGCAGCAUUAAGGGCGAUGAGGCCCUGGAAAAGAAAUUCCUUGAUCAAGCUAUAGAAAACAACAUGCUAUCCCUGAAAGGGCAUAGGUAAGAGAGAAGUCUGUGGAGAAGCUUUGACUGAGGUUGAGUUACAAUGUGACGGAAGGAGCAGUAGGAAUUGAACACACAAAAAUGAGAGGCAUUGUCAUUUCUCAGAACUGUGAGAAAAAAAUACAGGUUGUAUUAGUGCUGAAGCUUAGCUGUGCUUCAGUGUUGUCUGAAAAAUCCCUUAUAUGUGUGACUGCACAAUUUUAUAGAUAUUUUUUCAGUUUUUAAAAACUGAAAAGCCGUGUGAUAACCAAACCAAUUUUUAUUUAAGUUUCAGUUUAGAGUCUGGAUGCCCAAAUUGUCAAUGAAUUAAGAGUCCAUGGGCAGAAAUGCCUUAUUUGUGUAUGAUAUUUAUAGUAAAUAUUUGACUAAGGUGAUAAGUACUGUCACCAUUUCCCCAAUCUGCUACUACUUAAGCACCAUAUUUUGGCCAUUGGUCAUCUACCAAUCUAGUCCAGGGUUUCAGAUGGAAGACUUCCCCAGCCCCAUCUGGAGACACAGGGAAUUGAACCUGCAACCUGCUGCCUGCAAAACAUAUGCUUUACCUCUGAGUUAGGGCCCUUGGCUUCUUGGCCUUUGAGUGAUGCCUACCAGCCAGGAAUCACGUAAUACUGUGCUAUGUGGUCACCUGGAUUUGGCUAUCAUGCUCAUGUUCUGCUUCCUGGUUUCCCUCAAGCAUCUGGUUGACCAUUGUGUAUGCUGGACUUGAUGGGCCAUGGGCCUGAUCCAGCAAGCUAUUACAUUUCGUAGACCCUUCCAUUUUGUUUUGCAGAAAAGCUCAAAUGCUGAUAUAAAUGUUUCUGAAAAUUUAGCUUCCUUCCAGCUCAGCCCUAAUUAUUACAUAAAUGAAGUUCUAUUCUUUCACAGUCCUGAGAAAAUACAGUAUCUUGAUCAUUCCUUUUAGUUCACUGUUGGAGUUGUAUCUCCCCACCCCUGUUUUGUACUGGUGCUGGUCUUCCUUCCUCCCACUUUCCUCUUGGCAUCUGGUGUGGUGAUGCUUGCAAGGUGAUGCUUCAAAAUAAAUCUGUCACUCUGGUCUAAUUAUUGCUCCCCUCACACAAUCUCAAACUCACAGUUCUUCUGUUCAUGCACUCUUGGAAGAACAGAACGAAGAGACUUCUUUUCAGUUUGUAUGCAUCUAAAGCAUUGCUAGCUAAAGCAUUGCUGUCUUUAGAAACGAUCCAUUAUUCUCAACAAGAUGUGCAUGCCUCUUGUUAGCACACACCAGCCUUCCCCAUCCACAUGUUAUUGGACUCCAGCUCCCAUCAGCCAGCUGCCAAUGUGGCCAGUGGACAAAAAUGGUGGGAAUUAUGGUCCAGCAGCAUCUGGAAGCACCAGGUUGGUAUAAAUUGAGGGUGGGCAACCUCUAGGCCUGGAGACCAAAUGUGGCCCUCAAGUAUUAAAGGUUUUAUGAUCUCUGGCUUAUAAAUCCAGUGGUCUAGCAACACUUCCACUUGUAAAAGGUAAAGGACCCCUGGAUGCUUAAGUCCAAUCAAAGGUGACUAUGGGGUGCGGUGCUCAUCUCGCUUUUCAGGCCGAGGGAGCCAGCGUUUGUCCACAGACAGCUUUCCAGGUCAUGUGGCCAGCAGGACUAAACCACUACUGGCACGCAGAGUGCCAGAGUGCACAGAAAUGCCAUUUACUUUCCCGCCGCAGCAGUACCAAUUUAUCUACUUGCACUGGUAUGCUUUCAAACUGCUAGGUUGGCAAAAGGUGGGACAGAGCCCAAGAGGCUCCCUCGGCCUGAAAAGCGACCACAGUGCCACCUGCGUCCCCUCACUUCCGCAUGUGCCAGCCUUUAAACCAGCAGAGAAAACAACGCAGCUCCUUCCCUGGAAGCACAUUGAGGGUUGGUUGCACAUAAGAGGCAAUAAAAUACUCAUGGAAGCAAUAAAAAAAAAUAAGUGAAGUAAGUCCAAACAAGAGUCUCUGUGCUUUGCAUGUUGCCGGUAAGAGAAGAAAAAGCAAGACUGGUUAAAACCAGCUCUCUGGGUCUCCUGUAGGAACUGCACAUGUCCAGAAAUAAGUUAUCACAGUCAGUAUCUGCUUUGGUAGGCUAAACAAUUAGGGAUGCGGGUGGCGCUGUGGGUUAAACCACAGAGCCUAGGACUUGCCAAUCAGAAGGUCGGCGGUUUGAAUCCCUGCAAUGGGGUGAGCUCCCGUUGCUCGGUCCCUGCUCCUGCCAACCUAGCAGUUCGAAAGCUCAUCAAAGUGCAAGUAGAUAAAUAGGUACUGCUCCGGUGGGAAGGUAAAUGGCGUUUCCUUUCGCUGCUCUGGUUCGCCAGAAGCAGCUUGGUCAUGCUGGCCACAUGACCUGGAAGCUGUCUGUGGACAAAUGCCGGCUCCCUUGGCCAGUAAAGCGAGAUGAGCGCCGCAACCCCAGAGUUGGUCACGACUGGACCUAAUGAUCAGGGGUCACUUUACCUUUACCUUAGACUAAACAAUCUGUGAAAACUGCUUUUUGAAUCUUCUUUCUGUUUCUGGAAAUGAAUGGCUCUCAGUCAUUCACCCCAGCAUCCAGGUCUCUCUAUCUGCCCCUCAGGAAUUACCACUCCACAUUUGGUCUUUAGCUGCCACACCGCCUUUCCAGGUCAUGUUCGUCCCUGAUUCACAACUUCAUUGAGUGCUUUUGCCUUGCCAGAAUGUUCCCUUGUACUCUGAUAAGACCUCUUGCUUGCGUAGUGGAGGACAGAGUGGGGUGUGUGUAGAAACCAGCCUGCUGUUCAGAGGUAGAAGGUACACUGGAGGCUCCGCCCACUUUUGCCUCUGGCCUUGCUCACCACUGGCGUCUUUUCCCAAAAAGGCUUGCCCAGAAAGGAAUGCAGCCUUUGGGCUGAAAGAGGUUACUUUCCCCUUGAUAUAAAUGAAUGUUCUGGACUACGAAAAGAAUAUAGUGCACUGGUGAAACUGGGGGACGCUCCAAAUGUACCGUUUCCCUGCAUUUCCCCUUAUUCUUUCAGAUCUGUGGGAGGAAUCCGUGCUUCUUUGUAUAAUGCUGUGACAAGAGAAGACGUUCAGAAGUUAGCAACAUUCAUGAAGAGCUUCAUGGAGAGGCAUCGGUCAUGAACUCGAAUUAAUUAGUGUUGCCCCUCUUGGAAAUAAAAGUGUAAUGAAUUGGAAGCUGGUGGAAAUAUUCUAUAUACUAAAACUUUCAAUACCACAGUCAAAUUUUGGAAACCAAUAAAAAUCCCAGUGUCUCUUGCAUCUGCCCAAUAUUCAAAGCGGUUUUGGCUGUAGAAGAUCCAGGCUUGCUUAUCCCUGCACUUUGAGAAUUGACCCCAGUGUUUUAUCACAGUCCCUAGAGGUAUGCAGUUCAUUUGGUUUUUUAAAGUGGGUAGGUAGGGAGAUAAUUCAGCAGCCUGAAAUAAAAUGUACUGAGGAUAGAGGUAAAAACAUAGAAAAUACAUUUUGGGGGGUUACAAUCAAAUAAUAGAUUUUAUUCUAAUUGCCCCUGCUAAAAACCUUGCAGUUCUUGCUGCCACCUUAUCAUCUUGAUCUGCUAAAAGAAAUGACACAGUAGCAAUGGUUGAGCGACCUUGGCAGGGACAACAAUAGAGGGGUGGUGGGUUAGAGGGGUUGUGGAGAUUAGUACUGCAUACAUGGCAACUCCCUGAAAUUGUUGCUCUCAGUGUAAGGGAUCUGACAAACAAUCCCAUCUUACGUAAAAUAUUUCCCCUGGUGCCUGUUUGUUACAUUUUCCUGAGGUUAGUCUCCUCCUUAAGAGUGCUAUGUGCUUAGUAUGGUAAGCAAAGUUAAAUACAGUGGUACCUCUGGUUACGAAUGGGAUCAGUUCCGGAGGCCUGGCCGUAUCCCAAAAAUUUCGUAACCGGAGGACCCCUUCUACGCACACGUGCGGCGCCACUGAGCGUUUCUGCAUUUGCCGCGGCCGUAACCCAAAGAUUCCGUAACCUGGAGGUUACACAACAUGAGGUACCACUGUAUUUAGAUAACAUUCAAUGGGAACAGAUUUUAUAUGUUUAAUAAUUCCAAGUACGCCUCACUAGUGCCUAAGGGAAUUACUCGCAGUCAUCCUUUGUUAACAUCAGGCCUUAGUUUUUGAAGCAGGAAGCCUGUUAAGUUCUGCCGACUUUGGAAUUGUUAAACGCACACUUAACUAUACUGUCAUGCAGUUCCAUCCUCUGCUUUUAAAAUACUGAACUACUUCUGACUUAAAGACAUUUACAUUUGGCACCCUUCCAUUUUACAGCACAGAAACCAAAAUCACUUUCUUUCCCUAUGCCCUCCUGCCUGUUUUGAAACCAAUACAGUGGUGCCUCGCAAGACGAAAUUAAUCCGUUCCGCGAGAGUCUUCGUCUAGCGGUUUUUUCGUCUUGCGAAGCAACCCUAUUAGCGGCUUAACGGAUUAGCGCUAUUAGCGGUUUAGCGGCUAUUAAAGGCUUAAAGGCUUAGCGGAUUAGCUGCUAAAAGGCUAUUAAAGGCUAUUAAAGGCUUAGCGGAUUAGAUAAAGGGGGGGAAAAGCGAAAAAAAAAUCUCAAGACUCGCAAGACAUUUUCGUCUUGCGAAGCAAGCCCAUAGGGAAAUUCGUCCUGCGAAGCAACUCAAAAACGGAAAACCCUUUCGUCUAGCGGGUUUUCCGUCUUGCGAGGCAUUCGUCUUGCGGGGCACCACUGUAUUGCCUUCAUGUUCACAAGAUCCCACACAAUUCCCCCCAAUGAACGUUUUUGUUCAGGGGCCAUGUCACACCCUUUGUGCCUUCUUGAAAGAUGCACUCGCAGCAGAAGGAGGCCUUGCCUGUUCAGGAACCUAGGAAGCUUCCUUUCCUGAGCCAGACCAUUGCUCCCUCCAGCUCAGCAUUGUCUGCACUUUCUGGCAACAGGUCUCUGGAGUCUCAGGCAGUCUCAGCCCUACAGGGACAUGCUGGGGUUUGAACCUGGGACCUUCUGCAAGCCAAGCACAUGCUCUUCCACUGAGCCAUGACCUCACCCCCUUGCUCAUCAUACAUAAUUCUGUUGUGUGUUUUUUUAAUUACCUGUACAGAGAUUGUGUCCAUGUAGGACACAACUGUUGUGUAUGAAAUGGCCAACACUCUUAACUUGUAAAAGGAAGGUUUAGUUUAUUGUCCCCUUGCAUUCUAUUUUCUGUUCACACUCUGGUAUAACUUACCCAUCUGCCCAAUAAUGUUUCCCUUAAAAAUAAAUUUUAACCAAAACUGUUUAUUUCUCAAAGACUACAUUCAUUAGAUCGUGGCAUUUUUUUAAAAAAAGUUCCUUUAGCUGUUUGUUUUUAAUGAAAUAACAUUGUUGAUAGAAUUUGGCCACCUGAUCAGUUCGUUUCUCAAGAUUGGAUUUCUUAGCCACGGAGACAGUUAUCAAUUUCUUGUACAAUUUCAUGUGCACUUUAAUAAAAUCAUCAUCAUAAUAUUAAGAACAACCCUUUUCCUGGAGUUUUUACUUUAAAAGUAUGUGGGUCAAAAUAGAAGAAAGUGUCCUCCCUGCUUUGUUUAAAAUAACCAAGUUUUUCUUUGUGUAUACUAGAUUGAAAAAUAAUAAAAGUCUUUUAAAGUAUCA
Podarcis lilfordi (Lilford's wall lizard) is the source of this 20976-nucleotide messenger RNA. The record is from the annotation of a GenBank genome assembly. NCBI's taxonomy places the organism in Eukaryota, Metazoa, Chordata, Lepidosauria, Squamata, Lacertidae.